AGAUAUAAAAUGUCACAUUUUUAUUAAUGAAUUACUACGUAUCAUUUUAUGUCAAUCUGAACCAUAAAAAUAUUAAUGUAUACUUUUAGAGCUCCCCAUCCACAAUUUUUUUACUCCGUAGCAAAAAAUACGGGUCUCUGAGAGCUGAGCCGGAAGACGGUCUACCGGAAGAAGCAGUCGAGAGAAAAGAAAAAUUGAAAGCAGCCUUGCCAUUUACCUUAAAAAAUUGGGUGAAACCAAAACUUAAUUUAUCACUAGAAAGGCGGCAGAUUGAUUUGACAUGUUGGAUAAAUUACAUGGACCCAUGGAUUGGAGGGGAUGGUAAGAGGACAUCAAUGUCAAAUAUGGUUCAGGACCGGCCCCCCGGCUGCUAGUGGCGGGUACAUAGACUCACAUGUCAAGGUUGCGCAAUAUAAUUGCAAAAGUCACUAAACUCAGCCAACUGAGACAACUCCAUGGACACCUCAUUCAUUAUUCUCUCCAUUGCCAAAGCUACUGGGCAGCGCUGCUCAUUAACCAGUGCACCCGCCUCCGGGCUCCGCGGUCCUACACUCGAUACAUUUUUGACUCAGCAUGUGAACCCAAUGUCUUUGUCUUCACCAGCAUGCUUAAGUACUACUCCCAGUUUGGUGCCCAGAGUGAUGUUCUCCAUCUGUUUGCAGAAAUGCAGAAGAGUAAUGUGAACCCUGAUGCAUUUUUGUACCCGAUAAUGAUCAAAACAGCAGGGGAGCAUGGGAUUGCAUUCCAUGCAUAUGUUAUGAAAAUGGGUCUGGACUGUGAUAGGAUCAUACGCAAUGCUAUCAUGGAUAUGUAUGGGAAAUUUGGGCCGAUCGAGCAUGCUAGACAACUGUUUGAUGAAAUGUCCGAGAGAGCUGUAGCGGAUUGGAACUCGAUUAUUUCUGGAUACUGGAAAUGGAGGAAUGAUGUUGAGGCAAAAAAGUUGUUUGAUCUGAUGCCGGAUAAGAAUGUGAUUACUUGGACAGCAAUGGUGACUGGGUAUUCAAGAAUGAAUGAUUUGGUGAAUGCUAGGAGAUUCUUUAAUCAAAUGCCUGAGAGAAAUGUUGUUUCAUGGAACGCAAUGAUUUCGGGCUAUGCGCAAAGUGGGUGUAGUGAGGAAGCUUUGAAGUUAUUCACAGAGAUGGUGAAUGCUGGUAUUAAUCCAGACGAAACCACUUUGGUAACUGUUAUUUCUUCCUGUUCUUCACAAGGUAAUCCUGCCUUUGCUGAGUGGCUUGUCAGGGUGAUUAACGAAAAGGGCAUUCGUUUGAAUGCCUUUGUGAAAACUGCUCUACUCGACAUGUAUGCCAAGUGUGGAAAUCUAGAAAUGGCAAGAAAGAUUUUUGAUGAGAUGGGUCUGCAAAGGAACUCUGUUACAUGGAAUGCGAUGAUUUCUGCAUAUGCAAGAAAUGGUAAUCUGUCUUUGGCAAAAGAGCUCUUUGAUAGGAUGCCGAUGAAAAACGUUGUGUCCUGGAAUUCUAUAAUAUCUGCUUUUGCAACGAAUGGACAGUCAAAAAUAGCCAUUGAUUUGUUCAAGGAAAUGAUUGAGAAGGAGUUGGUGCCCGAUGAAGUAACCAUGCUCAGUGUCAUCUCUGCCUGUGGCCAUCUUGGGGCUCUGGAAUUCAGCAAAGAGGUCACAAAUUUCCUAACUAAGACCCAAAUUAAAUUAAACAUUUCAUGUUAUAAUUCCUUGAUUUUCAUGUAUUCCAAGUGUGGAAGCAUAAACGACGCAAAAAGGACAUUCCAAUCCAUGGAAAGCAGAGAUGUGGUAUCUUACAAUGCACUUAUUACCGGCUUUGCUGCUUAUGGGAAAGGAGAUGGAGCCAUUGAUUUACUCCAAAGGAUGAAGGCAGAGAACAUUAAACCAGACCGAAUAACUUAUACAGGAGUUUUAACAGCUUGCAGUCAUGCAGGUUUGGUAGAUGAAGGUCAAAGAAUUUUUGAAUCAAUCAAAGCUCCUGAAGUUGAUCACUACGCGUGCAUGGUGGACUUGUUAGGGCGAAACGGUAAACUAGACGAAGCAAAGGGAUUGAUUGAAAGAAUGCCAAUGCAUCCUCAUGCAGGAGUAUACGGUGCGCUUCUAAAUGCCAGUAGGAUUCACAAAAGAAUUGAUUAUGGAGAGUUUGCAGCUGAUAAGCUCUUUGAGAUAGAACCAGAAAAUGCAGGCAACUAUAUCUUGCUCUCCAAUCUAUAUGCUUCUCUUAGGAGGUGGGAAGAUGUUGAAAGAAUCAGAGGACUGAUGAGUAGAGAGGGAAUAUCCAAAGCAACCGGGUGCAGUUGGGUGGAACAUCAUGGGAAAAUGCACAAGUUCAAAGUGGGUGAUCUGUCCCAUGAGAAAUCAGACGAAAUUUACAGAGUGCUUCGCGAGACGGAGAAGAAGAUGAGGUUGACUGGAUACAGAGCUGACAAGAGCUGCGUGUUGAGAGACAUUGAAGAAGAAGAAAAGGAGGAGAUGGUUGGGAGCCACAGCGAGAAAUUGGCGGUCGCUUUUGCCCUUUUAGUGAGUGAACCGGGAUCUGUGAUACGGGUCGUGAAGAACCUUCGGAUAUGUAGGGAUUGUCACACUGCCAUAAAGAUCAUCUCCAAGCUGGAGAAGAGGGAAAUCAUUGUCAGGGACAACAACAGAUUCCACUGCUUUAGCAAUGGCCUCUGUUCCUGCAAGGACUACUGGUAAAACGUGUACAACAACAACAGCAAACUCAGUAAAAAAGCAAAUCAUCUUAAAUAGGAGGAUAACAUAGCAUUUAUCCUCAAAACAUGAGUUUUGUGUUUUUAUUUUCAACAUAGGAGUUUACACUGUAUACUGACAUCUCACAAUAUUUUUUGGUUCUCUAUAUUGGCACUAUUGUCAUUGUACUCCUAUUUUGAAGAUAAAAAACAUGAAGUUCUUAU
Molecule: messenger RNA, 2889 nt
Organism: Cuscuta campestris
Lineage: Eukaryota; Viridiplantae; Streptophyta; Magnoliopsida; Solanales; Convolvulaceae
Source: the annotation of a GenBank genome assembly